UUACCACUCAGUCCGCGCGGUACGCCAAGCCAAGCGCCACUGCCGCGACUACACAACAGUCCCCCAAAAGUCGAAACGUUUAUAAGACUGACAGACGACGACGUAAUGCGAGCGUGAUCUUCACUUUGCCGUCAACAACCGUACCGAUAUAUUUGGUAGGAAAAAGUAAAAAUUGUUUACGACGCGUAUUCUUUGGCCGGUCGCCACCACCGAUAGUCGUUACUAUACGUUUCGUCUCGCGUCGUUAUCCAAUAAUUAUAUAAAUAAUAAAAAUAAUCAUAUUAUAAUAUUAAUUGUUACAACUAUUAUUAAUUUUUUUAUGCCAAUUUUGAUUUCGGUUUAAAUAAUAUUCUUAUUUACGGGAAUUAUUGUUCCAAUAAUCGCGACUUCACUGUCCGACGACGACGAUUCGUACUAUAGAAAACCAAAUACGUUGAUGUCAAACAUUCAAUGUGGUCUUAAGAUGUGUCCUUAUGAACGGAGAAUACGCUCAGCCACAGCACAUUUCAGAUGCCAUCUACCUGGGUGCUGCCAUCGUACUGAGUAUUAUCGGAAUAGUUGGAUUUCUUUUCAACACAUGUGUCAUUUUCAUAAUGAUUAGAGAUCCACGGCUAUGGACCCCUCAAAAUGUUAUAAUAUUCAACUUAGCAACGUCCGACUUAGCCGUGUCUGUAUUGGGAAACCCAGUUACCUUAGCCGCAGCCAUCACCAAAGGCUGGAUUUUCGGUCAAACCAUAUGUGUUAUUUAUGGAUUUUUUAUGGCAUUAUUUGGAAUAGCUUCAAUAACAACUUUAACUGUACUGGCGUACGAUCGGUAUUUAAUGAUACGUUAUCCGUUCAGCAGCAGCAGGUUAACCAAGGAAACUGCACUAUACGCAGUGGUUGGAAUAUGGAUAUAUGCAUUUGCUGUAACAGGACCUCCGUUGUUUGGAUGGAAUCGUUACGUCAACGAAUCCGCAAACAUCAGUUGUUCAGUCGACUGGGAGAGUGGCGAACAUAGCAAUUAUGUCAUAUACAUAUUUGUUUUUGGACUAUUUCUACCAGUUACUGUGAUUAUCUAUUCAUAUGUGAGCCUCGUCGUUACAGUAAGAAAGAGAGCUGCUGAAAAAAUCAUCGGACAAGCGACCAAAGCGGAAUGCAGGGUAGCCAUUAUGGUGGCCGUGAUGAUAUUGGCAUUUUUAACUGCAUGGAUGCCGUAUUCGGUGCUAGCUCUAAUGAUUGCAUUUGGCGGCGUUCACAUCAGUCCUGUCGUCAGCAUAAUACCAGCUUUGUGUGCCAAGUCGAGCAUAUGCUGGAAUCCAAUUAUCUACAUUGGACUCAAUACCCAGUUCCGGUCGGCGUGGAAACGGUUCCUGAAAAUUCCGGGCACCGUGUCGGAAGUCUCAUUAGAUGCCGACAUCACCACGGGCAUGACCAAGCUGAUGACCGGUCACCAAGAGUUGCCGGUGCAUCCCAUGAACAACGGCGACACCAAUCAUCCACCGGGUCUGAUAAUGUGCUGUUUGGCACACGAUGAACACCGACGGUCUACGACGUACGUCGAUCAGUACGAGUGCAAUCUCGAAAUGAAGUCAUGCAAUCCACAAACUCUCGGCAAACCGACCGAAACGAACCUCGGCGACGUUUCUUUGUGAACAUAUUAAUAGUACCUAUAUAAUAUCAAAAUACUACGACAAACAAAUGAAAAAAAAAAAUAGUUACAUUCCAUAAGGUUGGCUUCGAAUUGGUAAUAUAUUAUACAAUAUAUUUUUUGGCAUUUUUUAUGUCUCAAGUUAAUUCCAAAAUACGAACAAAUAUUAAAUUAAAAAAAAUAAUAAUAAAUGGGAUAAUUAUUCUGUAUUCAAACGUACUGUACGGUUUGUAACUCUAUUAAAAUAUAAUGAAAUGUAGUUGCUAUUUGCGAGUAUGCAUCAUCAUUAUUCUAAAAAUAUUAUGUAUAUAGAUAUACUAUAAAUUAUAAUGGUGAAUAUAGGGAUAGAGGUGUCUGGAACAUAACUCAUAGGCCAUAAUUAAAAUCAUAAAUUCCCAUACACGUUACUGAUCAAUACCUAUCUAAUAAUAAUAAUAAUAUUAAUAUACCAAUCUACAAUGUUCUUCUUUAGUUUUUCGUAUAUCGUCAAGACAUGAUAUUGUUGUAUAAUUUGAUAUCGUUCCGACGAUAUUUUGCAUAAUACGUUUUGUUAACAAUGUUCAUGAUUGUUAAAACCUUCUUAUUUUACAAGACUACAAUUUAUGUUUGAAUACAUUAAAACUCAUCACAGUCUAUACAUUUAUAUGGCAAAUAAUAUAACGAUUCCAUUCAAGCGCUAUAACGAUUUAAUUACAAAAAUGUUACAACUGAAGAUUAAACGUUAUAAAACGAGUUCUGAAAGAAAAUUCUUAUAACUGCAGGAGGUAUAUAAUAGCUCCUCGAUUCCUUGGCUAGUAUACCUAAAAAAAAAUAUUACAUGUAUCUAUUAUUAUUACAAUGUUGUGCUUACUACGUUUAAAUAAUAAAUCCAUUACCCACUUAAUUGAUAAUUAGGUACCUACCGAGUUACCCAAAUUUGCAAAGUGACGUUUAUAAAAUAACAAUGACGUAGGUACAUAUACCCUAAAUAUAUAGUUUCGAAUAUUUAACCUGCACGUGUCGACAAGAACUUUUCGAGUCGUUGUAAGGAUAAAAUAUGUAAAAAACAUAAAUGUCAAUAAAAUAUUAUUAUUAUUAUUAUUAUUAUUAUUUAAGGUAUAUAUUCUGCAAUUUAAUUUAAUUAUAUCACUUUGAUUUCAUAGCUGCCAUACAGUUAGACCAGUAUGUAGAUUAUAUUUACAAAUUAAGGUACAGCACUAAUUAAGUAUCUCGUAUUUUUUUCAAGCAAUAUAAUAUAUUAUCACUCAUAAACAAACAUAUUUAUCAAAUAAUAAUAUAUUACUAUUUGGGCAACUAAAAGUCUCUAUUAGAAUUUAUAAUAUUUUUAAUUAUAUAUAGGUACCUACACCUAUAUUGCUAUAUGUUCAAUUAAAUAAAUCGAUGGUUGGUAUAAAACUAAAAACGGUCUAAAAGUUAUUAAUUGUUAUUAAAAUGUUUUAUACUGACGAAACUUGCACACGAUAACUUUUGAAAUUUGUUAUUUUCAAAAAUAUAAAUAAUUAUUAGAUUGUACAUUUAUGCAAAUAUGAGUAAAUAUUGUAAAGUAGUUUUGCAUCAAAUUUUUUGAAAGAAAAAAAUAACAAUAAUAACAUUUUACUUGCUACUAUAUUUGGUGUAGCUUAUUGUAACGAUGACUAAUUAAUAAUAUUAUCAUAACUCAUAGCCCAUAGGUAUUUAAAAUUUACAAUAUAAAUUUACAAAACUUACUAAACAUUUUCCACAGAUAUAUCAGUUCGAAUUAAAAUAUAAAAUAUCAAAAUAAAAUAAAUUUUUAUAAUCAUUGCAAAUACAUAAAUAUAAGAUUAUGUAUUUAUGUAUAAUUUGAAAAAUAGGUACCGUAUACCUACCCGAAUGUAAACUGUUAUAUAUUUUAUAUUGUUUAAGAUAUUUAACCUUACUGUAGGUACCUACCUACAUAUUAUAAUAAUUUUAGAAGUUUCUAUUCAGAAAAUCCAAAUUAAUUUCUCUCAGGUCAGUUUUGGUCGUUUCGGAUAUUUAACGAAAAUUUAAACCUCGUUAUAUUUUGUUCAAAAUAAUAAUAAUUACCUAGGUAUAUAUUAUGUAAUUAAUAUUUUACCAUAAAAAUAGAAAUAAUUAAUUACGUCAUAUCUAAAUACCAAUCUAGUAUAAUAUUAUAUAUUAUUGUUUAUUUAUAAUUACUUAUAUGAAUUGAGUAAGCAAUACAAAACAAAUAUAUUAAGAUUUUAGCUAUAUAUUUUUAAAGAAAAUCCCUAUACAUUAUGUCGUCAAAGGUUUCAGGUCCUGUGAAAGUAUUGUAAAAUAAAAGAUCAUUUCUGAGUGCGUAAUUUUUAAGAAAAUCCUAAAAACUAGUACAGUAAGUAUAGUACCUACCUAUUUAUAAAUUAAAUAGAUACCUUAGAUACCUAGGUACCUAAAAAUGUUUAUGCUAAAUUAGGUACCUAUUUUAAUACAAUCAAAGUUAAGUAAAAUCAUUAUUAUAGUCUCUAUAGGUUAUAAUAAUAUGUAUAAUGUAUUUUUUUGGUUUGUUUGUAAUUAAUAUAAUAUAAAUAUUAAAUAUAUUGAAUUAAAACCAAAAAAAAAAAAAAAUUGUACUUUUCUUCGGACGAUCGACUAUUUAUUAAAAUCAAAUUGUAUUAACUUUCUCGACUAUUGAUUUCUGAAAUAAAAAUCACGAAAAACCCGGUUAGAAAUACCUAUCUAUAUUCUAUAAUAACUGCUGUCAUUGCUAACAUCAAACAAAACCGAAACCAAGGACAAAGCCAUUUUUUUAUAUAUACCUAUUAUGCUACCAUGUAUGUAUUGAAAUAAAAUAAUCGAGUUUUGAGUUCUUCGAAUUUGGAAAUAUUGUGUUUCAAAGGUACAUGUUUUCAUCAUAAAAAUAAAAUGACGAAUAAUUCAUUUGAUUUAAAAAUUAAAAAUACAACAAAGUUUUACAACCAUUAUUUUAUUUAUUUUUGCUUUUUUUUUUAAUUAAAAUUAAAAAUUUUAUAACAGCAGAGAACAAUAUUCUUGCAAUAGGUAUACGAGUAGAUAAGUAUACUUUUCACAUUUAAUUUUAAAAAUCAAAAAUUGAUUUGAAAACUUAUUUCAAAUCAGUUACUGAGUUAUCUUAAUUUAUUUUUUUUAUAAUAUUAUGUGGUUCAAUAAUGUUGAUUGGUGCUUUAGGCACAUAAAAUAUCGAAUAACAGCAUUUAGUUGUGUAUUCUUAUGGAUUAUAUGUAUAUGUACAAAUAUUCUAUUCCAUUAAGCAUCAACUCUUCUCUUGCCUUCCUAUUAAAAUACAUAUAAUGGAAAAUCUAUAAAACUUAAUUUUUUAAAAAUUGAUCAUGUUCAAGAGAUAUCAAUUUUCUGUUAUCCACUUACUUUUAAUAACAUUUUAGCUUGUGAUUUUUAUACUCUUAUUCGGCUAUUCAAUAAGUAAUAACUCUUUUGUGCUAUGAAUAAGUCUUUUAAGUAGAGGUACUAAGCAGGUGAUCUAUUAUGUUGAUCAUUAUAAUCUUUGGUAGAACAAAACACUUAUAAUUCACACAAUAUUAUAAUUUACAAUAGAUAAAUAAGAAUUUUCGACAUAUUUUUUAAAAACUAAAUCUGAAAAUUUAACAUUUAACAAUGUUACUUAUUGAUAUUUUCAUUUUUCACAGAAUAAUUGUAGAAUGUCUACUGAGUGCCUACUCAAAAUAGUCGUUAUCGUCCAAUGAAAUGAACGGUGUUAUUAAUAAUUUAUCAUUUAAAAUUAGAUAAGUAUGAUGAUAAAUGAUAAUAUACCUAACCUAGUUAUAUAGUGUUUGUGUAUACUGAAUAACUUACAUUGUAAUAAAUAAUUUAUAUUGAAUAUUAUGUAUUUACUAUUACUGAGUGAUGUGUUGUAAUGCCUUACAAUUAUUAUUUUUAAUUAUUUUAAUUAUUUUUUUUUUUUUUGGAGAAAACAUGGUAGAAACCUAUGAAUAUGAAAUUUAAGAAAUGGAAAAAAAUAUUUUGAUUUAACAUAUUAAUUACUGUGUACACUUAUUUUAAUGAAAAAUAAAUAAUUAUUUCCAUAUUUAAUAGGUACCAACUUGAUA
This is a messenger RNA of Aphis gossypii (cotton aphid), 5673 nucleotides long. RefSeq names its product rhodopsin-like. The record is from RefSeq and is a predicted model, not a curated record. The coding region runs from base 474 to 1634 and encodes 386 amino acids. Gene Ontology annotation, biological process: G protein-coupled receptor signaling pathway. The transcript has 7 exons. Gene Ontology annotation, cellular component: photoreceptor outer segment; membrane. NCBI's taxonomy places the organism in Eukaryota, Metazoa, Arthropoda, Insecta, Hemiptera, Aphididae. Gene Ontology annotation, molecular function: G protein-coupled receptor activity.